AUGGCGGCCGCGACGGCGGGCCCGGUGUUCUGGAGGCGGCUGCUGGGCCUCCUGCCUGGUCGGCCCGGGCUGGCCGCGCUGCUGGGGCGCCUGUCCGACCGCCUGGGCAGGAACCGGGACCGCCGGCGCCGCAGGUCACCAUGGCUGUUGCUGGCUCCCUUGCUGUCCCCUGCGGUUCCCCAGAUCACCUCACCGCCUUGCUGCCUGUGUCCCGAGGGUGUGCACAGGUUCCAGUGGAUCAGAAACCUGGUUCCAGAGUUCGGAGUCUCCAGUUCCCACGUCAGGGUGCUGUCUUCCCCGGCAGAGUUUUUCGAGCUCAUGAAGGGGCAGAUAAAAGUAGCCAAGAGACGGGUCGUGAUGGCGUCCCUCUACCUGGGGACAGGUCCUCUGGAACAGGAGCUGGUGGAUUGCCUGGAAAGUACGCUAGAAAAAUCUCUCCAAGCAAAAUUUCCUUCUGACCUCAAGGUCUCCAUCCUCUUAGACUUCACGCGGGGCUCGAGAGGCAGGAAGAACUCGCGCACAAUGCUGCUCCCGCUCCUGCAGAAGUUUCCAGAACAGGUCCGAGUCUCCCUCUUCCACACGCCAAACCUCCGUGGUCUCCUGAGGCUCUUUAUCCCCGAGCGCUUCAACGAGACCAUCGGUCUCCAGCACAUUAAGGUGUACCUGUUUGACAACAGCGUGAUCCUGAGCGGUGCGAACCUGAGUGACUCCUACUUCACCAACCGCCAGGACCGCUACGUGUUCCUGCAGGACUGUGCGGACGUCGCCGACUUCUUCACGGAGCUGGUGGAGGCCGUGGGGGACGUGUCCCUGCAGCUGCAGGGGGAUGACACGGUGCAGGUGGUGGACGGCAUGGUGCACCCUUACAAAGGUGACCGGGCUGCAUUCUGCAAGGCAGCCCACGAGAGGGUCAUGGGCGUGAUCAACUCAGCCAGGGUUCGCCAGCAGCAGCUGCACGCCCAGACCUUCCACGGCGACCCCCUGCUGACCCAGGACGCAGCAGCAGCUGGUGACCGCAGACCAGCCCCCGACACCUGGAUUUACCCUUUGGUCCAGAUGAAGCCCUUUGAGAUUCAGAUCGAUGAGAUUGUCACAGAGACCCUGCUGACCGAGGCUGAGAGAGGCGCUAGGGUCUACCUUACCACUGGCUACUUUAACCUGACCCAGGCCUACAUGGACCUGGUCCUGGGCACACGGGCCGAGUAUCAGAUCCUGCUGGCCUCGCCGGAGGUGAAUGGCUUCUUUGGGGCCAAGGGGGUGGCCGGUGCCAUCCCGGCAGCCUAUGUGCACAUCGAGCGACAGUUCUACAGUGAGGUGUGCAGCCUGGGGCAGCAGGAGCGGGUCCAGCUGCAGGAGUACUGGCGUAAGGGCUGGACGUUUCACGCCAAAGGCCUCUGGCUGUACCUGGCGGGGAGCAGCCUGCCCUGCCUCACGCUCAUUGGCUCUCCUAAUUUUGGGUACAGGUCAGUUCACCGGGACCUGGAGGCCCAGAUCGCCAUUGUGACCGAGAGCCGAGCCCUGCAGCAGCAGCUCCACCAGGAGCAGCAGCAGCUCUACCUGCGGUCAGGCGUGGUGUCCUCCGCCACCUUCGAGCAGCCCAGUCGGCAGGUGAAGCUGUGGGUGAAGAUGGUGACGCCGCUCAUCAAGAACUUCUUCUGAGGACAGACAGGGAUGGCCUUGAUGAAGAUGACGGGCAUGGCUGGCGUCAGCUCCUUCAGCCGCGCUUCCGCGAUCACGCCCGUCUGGAUGUCCCAG
Lepus europaeus (European hare) is the source of this 1755-nucleotide messenger RNA. RefSeq names its product phosphatidylglycerophosphate synthase 1 (gene PGS1). Gene Ontology annotation, molecular function: CDP-diacylglycerol-glycerol-3-phosphate 3-phosphatidyltransferase activity. Gene Ontology annotation, cellular component: mitochondrion. The transcript has 10 exons. Lineage: Eukaryota; Metazoa; Chordata; Mammalia; Lagomorpha; Leporidae. The coding region runs from base 1 to 1659 and encodes 552 amino acids. Gene Ontology annotation, biological process: cardiolipin biosynthetic process. The record is from RefSeq and is a predicted model, not a curated record.